Molecule: messenger RNA, 3753 nt
Organism: Cherax quadricarinatus
Lineage: Eukaryota; Metazoa; Arthropoda; Malacostraca; Decapoda; Parastacidae
Source: RefSeq, a predicted model, not a curated record
AAUUCCUGGUGGCAAAUUCAUAAUGGGCACCAAUGACCCCAUUUUUCAUGCUGAUGGUGACACCCUGCCAGAUGGAUAGAGAUAGAUACUUUUUAUAUGGAUGCUCAUGAAGUAUCUAAUGCAGAAUUUGAGAGGUUUGUUAAUGCAAACAGCUACAAGACAGAAUUGGCCGUCUCCCACCGAGGCAGGGUGACCCAAAAAGAAAGAAAAUCCCGCAAAAGAAAAUACUUUCAUCAUCAUUCAACACUUUCACCUCACUCACACAUAAUCACUGUGUCUGCAGAGGUGCUCAGAAUACAACAGUUUACAAGCAUAUAUGUAUAAAGAUACACAACAUAUCCCUCCACUGCCAGUAUCGAAAAUUGACAAAUGAUUCUGCUCUUGACUCUCGCCCAGGCAGGUCAUAGCAGCUCUCCUUACUUACUCUGUCUCCCUACGAUCCCCGUUGGGGAGGGGAACCUUUACCAGCGUUGUCAUCGCCUUGAAUUACACGAUGAGCUACACAAAUCGUGUAAAGAUCAAACCAAGAAAUGGUACAGUUGAUGAUUCAACGAAGAUUGCUCUUGCAACUGUUGUUCAGGUAGCACUGGAAGUAAAAUUCAACACCAUAUUGUCACUGAAAGAAGCAUUCAUUUUUGUGUGUCACGAUGAUGCUGAAGCAGAGAAGUUACUUACUACAGAAGCCACCACUACUCUUACUGCUCAAGGGUUUACUGUUACAUCAUCUCCUGCCCUCAGGGCAAGGAAAUCAGUAUUCCUUAAAAAACUUGACAAGAUUCUGACUUCUCAAUCAACUGCUGAACUCAAGUCAUCCAUCGAGACGCAAAAUACUUGGGCUACUGUUGACAGCAUUACAAAAAUCCCAAAUGCAACGUCCAUGCUCAAGGUCACCUUCACCGACGUGAACAUGGCUGCCACUGCUCUGAACGAAGGUCUUGCUGUCUACUACUGUAUCAGUCCUACGUACAUUGAAGCAAGAGAUACCACUACAUUCAACAUUGCUGGAACUGUUAUUCAUACCAUCACACCACCAAAGCAUGUCCAGUAAAAGAAAAGAAGUUCUGCACUACAUGUGGUAGUGAGGGACACACCUUCAGUUCCUGCACCGCUGCUGCUCCAUCACAUCCAGCGUGCUUAAACUGCAAGAGUAAUGACCACCAUACACUGGCAGCAAAAUGUCCUACAAGAAAGGAUAUUAUGAAGAAAACACAAGAUGCAGCAAAGAAAAAACCUACAAGCAACACUCCAACGUAUGCAGCAAUUGCAAAGAUACAAGCAAACACUACAAAAUUACUUCAAGCAUCUACUCAGCCCGCCUCCACCAUCAUCACUCCUCCAACAUGUGACGUAACCAAGAUCUACUACUGCUUACUAUACGCUCACAUGCAGAACAUGGCUGUACCUGGAUCAUUUAACUCUACCAUCAACGAGUUAUUUGCAUUAAAUAACAUGCCUUCAUUUACAUUUCCAGCAUCUCCACCUUCUGAAGAAAUUCUCAAAUUCACCAAAAACUUAAUCGCCAAGUCUUCUGCAGAAGUCCCAUCAACACCACCAACUAGUGACGUCACUCCAGCAAUGACCAAUGAGAAGCCUCCACCGCCACCACCUCUCACUGAAUCCAACCAAUCAGAAGCCUUACCACCAGAAACAUCUUCUAAUUCGUCUACUGAAGUUGAAAAUGAAGCAACGCCACCUUCCUCUACUCCACCACCGCCUUCUCUACUUAGCUCACGUCGAUUACCUGAAACACCAUGCUUUAAACACAAAGGACUCGUAUUCUACACCACGAGGCUAUACCCUGCAAGCAUGACUCGCCUAGAACUCAUCCAACAUCUCCAAGACAACACUGUAACGUACCAAAGCGAAGAAAGACCAUUACCUACCUACAACCAGAUACUCCACCACCUCCAAACCAACGAAUCCUACUACAGCUCUCCCAUAAGUGUGAUACAACUCUCUCGAAAACAAUUUACCGCACUGAUAAACGGUUUAAGACCAUAACCAACUCAUCCUGCUUGCUGCCUUCUGACACUCCCAGCUCCUGCCGCUGCCUUCGCCAUCCUCUCCUAGUGAGCCAAGCAAUGACAUCAGUCAAGUCUCUCUAUCUACGUCUCCAGUACUUUUGUACCACAUGUCCCAAAGUGGUUGGGCCACUUGCCUUGAUUCUCCUCUUCCCUCCUUCCCAUCCUUUUCCAGUUAUUUCCAUCCUUCCUUAUCCUUCUUCCUUCCCAUCUUACGACAGCUCUCGUCGUCCUCGAAGCGAAGCGAAACUGCCAGUAUCCCAAACCCUUCCUUCAAAGUGCAGGCAUUGUACUUCCCAUUUCCAGGACUCCAGUCCGGCUAUAGAAAAAUAACCAGUUUCCCUGAAUCCUUUCACUAAAUAUUACCCUGCUCACACUCCAAUAGCUUGUCAGGUUCCAAAUACCAUUUGUCUCCAUUCACUCCUAUCUAACACACUCACACACGCUUGCUGGAAGUCCAAGCCCCUCGCCCACUAAACCUCCUUUACCCCCUCCUUCCAACCUUUUCGAGGACUGACCCCUACCCCACCUUCCUUCCCCUACAGAUUUGUACGGUCUCCAUGUCAUUCUACUUUGAUCCAUUCUCUCUAACUGACCUAACCACCUGAACAACCCCUCUUCAGCCCUCUGACUAAUACUAUUAUUAACUCCACACCUUCUCCUAAUUUCCACACUCUGAAUUUUCUGCAUAAUAUUUACACCACACAUUGCCCUUACACAGGACGACAUCACUGCCUCUAGCCGUCUCCUCGCUGCAGCAUUUGCAACCCAAGCUUGACACCCAUACAAGAGUGUUGGUACCACUAUACUUUCAUACAUUCCCUUCUUUGCCUCCAUAGAUAACUUUUUUUGUCUCCACAUGUACCUCAACGCACCACUCACCCUUUUUCCUUCAUCAAUUCUAUGAUUAACCUCAUCCUUCAUAAAUCCAUCCGCUGACACGUCAACUCCCAAAUAUCUGAAAACAUUCACCUCUUCCAUACUACUCCUCUCCAAUUUGAUAUCCAAUUUUUCAUUAUGUAAAUCCUUUGAUACCCUCAUCACCUUACUCUUUUCUGUGUUCACUUUCAACUUUCUACCUUUACACACACACACCUAAACUCAUCCACUAACCUUCGCAAUUUUUCUUUAGGAUCUCCCAUAAGCACAGUAUCAUCAACAAAAAGUAACUGUGUCCAUUCCCGUUUUGUAUUUGAUUCCCCAUAAUUUAAUCCCACUCCUCUCCCGAACACUCUAGCAUUUACUUCUUGUACAACCCCAUCUAUAAUUUUUUUUUUUUUUUUUUCAACAAGUCGGCCGUCUCCCACCGAGGCAGGGUGACCCAAAAAAGAAAGAAAAUCCCCAAAAAGAAAAUACUUUCAUCAUCAUUCAACACUUUCACCACACUCGCACAUUAUCACUGUUUUUGCAGAGGUGCUCAGAAUACAACAGUCUAGAAGCAUACACAUAUAAAGAUACACAACAUAUCCCUCCAAACUGCCAAUAUCCCAAAACCCCUCCUUUAAAGUGCAGGCAUUGUACUUCCCAUUUCCAGGACUCAAGUCCGACUAUAUGAAAAUAACCGGUUUCCCUGAAUCCCUUCACUAAAUAUUACCCUGCUCACACUCCAACAGAUCGUCAGGUCCCAAGUACCAUUCGUCUCCAUUCACUCCUAUCUAACACGCUCACGCACGCUUGCACUACUGUUACAACAAAGUACAAUAUUUAAAUUGCUAAACAUAUUAAUUUUUAU